UUCCCAUCAUCCUUUGUCGUCCGGCUAGAGGGGGAUGGAAAUGGCGGCGAUUGAUGGAAUGGGGCUGUUGUUGCGCUUUUAAAACGGCAAAAAACAGUUUCUGCUGUAUUUUAACAGGCGAUUUCAUGUCUUAAAAAGAGAUACCAGUAAAUCAAGACGGAGGCUUCGGUCUGAGACUGCACAUUACUGGACUGAAGGUUGAUUGCUGGAUUCCAUUCUUUCGGUGUGGCCUCGCCCUUUACUUCCAACCUCCAGGUUCCACUGUCUGACCUCUGCAUGACCAGUCCUCCUGGCCCAUGGACUUGACUCCAGCAUCAGGCUUCAAAAGGAGACCUGCUGCCUCCUCUUCCCCUGCUGGAGUGAGAGAGAUUGCCAGGAGCCCUCCUUCCCGCUCACCUUCCUUGUCUCCGUCAUCUCCUUCAUCUGAUCCAUCUUCACCGUUGUCUACAUCCUCCUCCGUCUGCGCCAACUCGUCAGUUUAUCAGAACCAUGUAAAAGGUCAGACUCGGGGGACGGAGGUGGCCAGGGUGUCCUCCACUUCUGCCUCUCCAGCAACGUCAUCUCUCUCUACACCUAUACCCAACACCACCUCAGAUUCCUUCCCUCACACCUCAGUGCAUCAAGGUGUUGAUUGUGAAGAAGAGGGCAGGAAGAAGGAAAUGUAUGAUCCCUUCCAUCCAACUGAGGGAGACAAGGAGGGAAGGGUGGAGGGAGAGGAGGGGGAGGGGGAGGAGGGAGAGGGGGAAAAAUAUGACCCCUUUGACCCCACUGGUUCCCCAGCAUCAGACACCGAUGACGGGAGCGGCAAAAUGAGGGGAGAGACAAAAAACGCUGAGAGAGAAAAUGAUGAUGAGAAAGAGGAAGAGCCUCCGGAUUCCACUGAUACCUUCACUGAUCUGCCAAGCCCCUCUCUGGCCACCAAACUCCCUCUGAGGAGGAGAGUGGACUGUAGCAUCACCAAAGCUGGAGAGCAGAGGGAGAGCGCAGACUCUGACCACUCUGAGAUAGAGGAGGGGGAGAUAGUCGGGGCUGCUGACAGAGAUGGAAGCAACAAGAGAGCAGCUGGUGGAAAUCUCCCCUUGAAUUCAACCAACGUCUCCUUCUUUGGUUCAAAGCCAGAGCGCAUCCUCCGAGUGCUGGACGGGGACGGCUUCGUGUCCGUGUGUGCAGAGGGCAACUGGGAUGUGGAUAGGGAGCCUGAGGAUGAGCCUAUGGUAGGAGUAGAGGAUCUGAGAACGAAGCUGGUCAGCAGGCGGAAGGAAAGAUAUCUCUCCUUUCCCGCUUCUUCGCCCCUCUCUCCUCAACCACCACCACCCCCUCCCUCCCAUCCCGAAGCUUCUCCACCCUCCUCCCCUCUCGCGCCUCCUGUCGAGCAAGCGAGCAAGAACCGUAAGUCCACCAAGAGUUCCAAGGAGCAGGACAGACAGAAAAGCAAGGACAGGAAGGCCGGGGAGAAGGAGGAGAGAAGAAAAAAGAGAAGGAAGGACAAAGAGGGAGGUCGAGAGAGGAGCAAAGAAAGGGAGCAAGGGCACAAGAGCGGUAAGGAGAUGAAAAGUCGGAGGAGCAGCAGGAGCAGUAGCCGGAAGAGGAAGAAAAGACGGCACAGCAGCCCAGAGGCCUCAGGAUCCCACAACUCUUCAGGGAGAGGGGGCCACACCAGGCGCUCCUUUUCAAGCCUAUCCGAAGAACGACACAGAGAGAGGGAAAGAGAUAAAGACAGAGCGAGGGACAGAACUGGAGAGAGGGACAACGACAGAGAGAGGGAUAGAGACAGAGGAAGAGAGCGAGACAGGGAUAGAGAGAGAGACCAAAACCGCACCAGUAGCCGCAGAAGAGACGAAAGAGACUCUAGAGAUUCUAGCUCUAGAAGGGAGGAGAGGGAAAGGAAGGGAAGACAACAUUCAAGCAGCAGAGAGCGGGACAUUUCAAAGGGGUCCAAAAGAAGCAGGGAAAAGAGGGAAGGCGAAAGAGACAGGCAGCGCGAGAGGGAACGGCGCCGGGACGGUCGUCCUGUGGUCCCGCCAUCUAUUCAAGACCUCAAUGGUUCUGACCUCUUUGCCAUCAAGCGAACCAUCACCGUCACCACGACAACCACCACCACCACCGUACCCGGCUCUCCAAGACUGGCCCCGGCCUCUCCUUGUCGGCCCACACAGGACUCAGACAAGCCCCACAAGAGGAAGAAGAAGAGAAAAUGGCGCUCGGCUGGAGAGGAGGAGGAUCAGGCAAGUUGUCACAGCCGAUCCCAGUCACUGUCACCACCGAGAUAUCACAGCUAUGAGUCAGACCGCUAUUCAGACAAACUGGAGAUAGAUGUGUUGUCCUUGGAUGGCGAAGCUUUGGACUCUGACUACCCAUCUUUGGAGGAUACACCUCCUGCUGCCCUGCCUCCAGAACCACCUGCCCCCAGCCCCAAAACUAAAACAGCCCCCAAGACUGGACGACAUCACCCGAAAAAGAAAUCUCGCACAUUAAAGAAAAUAGGCCAAUCGGAAUCCUCUUCCUCCUCUUCAAAUAGAACCAAAAGCAAAUGCCUUUCCUCGUUGUCGGUCACUUCAGGCCCCGCCCCUGUCUUAUCAGGUCUCCCCUCAGUGAAGCGAGCCAGGAAGAUGGGAAAGGACAAAGAGAGACAAAGUAGUAGAAAGGAUUUGGGUCGCUCUGGAAAAUCCAAGAAAGAGAGCAGCGGCAGUCGGAAAGGCAAGCUUCAAUCCAAAGUGUCUGUGCUGGUGCGUGACGGUGUGAGCAGCACCACGGGGGCUUCGGUCGGCUCUGGAAAGCUGGGCAUGGAUCUCCUGGGGCCAGGAGGUACAGGAGGGGGUGGCGGGGGCUCUGUGGUGGGUGGCUCAAUCGCAGUAGUCUUCUGCCGAGACAAUGAGAGCAGGUCUCCAUUCCUCAAACCUUGCUCAGAACCGCUGUCACUGGGCAGCCGCGGUAAAGAUCUGGCCGGUAUGGGCAAGCGGAGCAGCCUGGCCGCACCUCCAUCCUCCUUAACCAGUCCUACGGGACUGAAAUCGAAGAAGACUAAGCCCAGCUCUAUCACAUCCACCUCCUCUUCUGCCUCCUCCCCAUCAUCAUCUCUGGCAACGAAGCGCCGCCGUCGCCUGGCCAAGAAGACCAGGGAGAAAGGCGGAGCGACAGGCUUGACCGCCGGAGACAGCAGCCAAACAAAAGCCACAUCCGAUGGCUGGGCUGGAGCCUCCUUAGACAUUCAGUCAGCUGUUGGCGAUGGGACCAAGUCAAUCAGUCCACACUCUGGCCAAGCUGGCCCCGCUCCCUGUUCUUCCUCCUCUUCUUCCUCUUCCUCAUCCUCCUUCACCAGUGUUCUCCCACCCUCCUCCUCGCCACCCCACUCACCUCCACCCUCUAUGGCUCCUCUGCGGGACACCAGGGAGUCCUCACCAGACUCUCAGACGGUGGACAGCAGCUGUAAGACUCCAGAGCCUUCUUUCCUAGCUGAGGACUGUCCAACUCAGACCAGCCCCACGCUCCCACCGUCCAGCCCAUCCAGCCUGUCUACCUCCCAGGGAGCUGGCCUCAGCAAUGCCUUGUCUACAUCCACCGCCAAGCCCCCUCCUCCAGAUGACGCACCCAAAUCUCUGGCCUCACCUCCUUGCUCGUCCUCUUCGGCAGGGUGCGGUCUCACUUCCCUUUCUCUGCCUCUGUCUUCGUCAGACCCAUCCUCCUCCUCGGUGUCCUCCUCGUCCGCUAGUAAGCCUCCUCCUCCUCCUCCCCCACCUCCGGCAGCUCCUGCCCUCCCUUGGAGUCUGCAGACCGGGGUGGACUGCACAACUGGAGGAGUCUUAGCAUUGACUGCUUUGCUCUUCAAAAUGGAAGAGGCAAAUAUUGCCAGCAGAGCCAAAGCACAAGAGUUCAUCCAAGCAACCAGUCAGAUCCUCUCUCAGGCUAAUCAGAGCCAGUCCCAGCAGCAUGCUCCUCCUUCCUCAGCAUCCUCCUCCUCCUCACAGAUCCCUCCCCCUCCGUCUCUCCCUCCGCCUCCCGGACUGAGCCCAGCCCAGUUUAUCCUACACAGCUCCCUCCCGUUAGUUGGUUGCACCAAAACUCCACCCUCUCACCUGCACCCCUCCAUAGGUGGUGGAUGCGCACAGACCCCGCCCCCCAUCAUGCCUGUGGGGCUGUCGGGAGUGACGGGGAGCUCUGGGGACACUGGAUGGGAUAAUGAGAGCAAAGACCCUGAUAAGUACCUGAAAAAGCUGCACACCCAGGAGCGAGCAGUGGAGGAAGUGAAGCUCGCCAUCAAACCUUACUAUCAGCGCAAAGACAUCAACAAGGACGAAUACAAAGACAUCCUCAGGAAAGCUGUGCAUAAGAUCUGCCACAGCCGUACCGGGGAAAUCAACCCGGUCAAAGUCAGCAACCUUGUAAAGCUGUACGUCCAGCGCUACAAAUACUUCCGGAAACAUGGACGCAAAAUGGACGAGGAAGAGAGGGAUGACAGGGAGCCGGGAGCGCUGCAUUCCUCUGCCUGAUGGGAGGGCUUUUUAAAAAAAUGUUCCCUUACACGGCCAUCUGUUCAUGAUCUGGAACAUUCACUGAUUGUUUUUGUUUAAUGUUUUUAUUAUUUUCAUAGCCCACCAUGUCUAUGCUUUAUGUGAUCUUAUAGAAGUCUCUCACCUUACCUCUGCAAUCUCAAUGUAAAUAUGUCUCACAUAGAAAAUGUGUCAUGUAUACAAGGUUCAGGAGGUGGAUGCCAUCAUCAUCACCUGUGUGAUCUAAUACAGUCCAAUACAACAACCCUGCAAUAAAUAUUACCUUUGUAAAGCUUCUAAUUUAUAGUUUUUGUUGACUGUGCCCAUUAGAGGCUUCACAAUGGUGGUACAAAUUGCUGUGCUAUUUUUUUCAAUAGCAUUGGAUUAGGUGUUCAUGCUAUUUUGUCUACCCCAUGUAUAUCAAAUCCAAGCUGAGGGGAGAUGUGAUACCCGGUUGUACACACCAAAAUAUGUUGUACAAACUGUAAGGACACUACAUCACAUCACAUAUCCCCUCUCUCCCUGUGUCUCUGUUUUUUUUGUUUUUUUUGUUUGUUUGUUUGUUUGUUUGUUUGUUUUUUGUUUGUUUUUUUGCAGACAGUAUGCAAGCUGAAGCUGUCAGUGCGUUGGACAGCUGAUUGAUGAUGGUUUAAAUACAUUUGACACUUGGCUUCUAAGGUCUUGGAA
This is a messenger RNA of Thunnus maccoyii (southern bluefin tuna), 5174 nucleotides long. RefSeq names its product SR-related CTD-associated factor 1 (gene scaf1). The transcript has 6 exons. Gene Ontology annotation, molecular function: RNA polymerase II C-terminal domain binding. The record is from RefSeq and is a predicted model, not a curated record. NCBI's taxonomy places the organism in Eukaryota, Metazoa, Chordata, Actinopteri, Scombriformes, Scombridae. Bases 297 to 4487 code for a protein of 1396 amino acids.